This is a messenger RNA of Aspergillus puulaauensis, 387 nucleotides long. It is a transcript of the gene VPS55, whose product is annotated as Vps55 family protein. Gene Ontology annotation, biological process: late endosome to vacuole transport via multivesicular body sorting pathway. NCBI's taxonomy places the organism in Eukaryota, Fungi, Ascomycota, Eurotiomycetes, Eurotiales, Aspergillaceae. The coding region runs from base 1 to 387 and encodes 128 amino acids. The transcript is spliced from 3 exons. Gene Ontology annotation, cellular component: Vps55/Vps68 complex; endosome. The record is from RefSeq and is a predicted model, not a curated record.
AUGACGGCUGGUCUGAAAACAAUCAUCGCGCUCUCCUUUGUUCUCGCGAUUGGCUUUCUCCUCGUUAUUCUCUCCUCGGCUCUCUGGCAUAACUUCCUGCCACUAACUGUUGUUGCGACCUACGUUAUUGCGCCGCUCCCAAACUGGAUCUGUUCAAGAUGCGCAAAUCCAGAUGACUUCAUGGACAGCUCCGGCAAUGCUGCCGCUGAUUUUGGCCGUUUCUUGACCGGAUUCCUGGUCUUGAUGGGCAUUGCUCUUCCAGCCGUUCUCGCGCACAGCGGUGCGAUCCAAGUACCUGCCAUGAUUAUGUCCGUCGUCGGUGGUCUGUUGAUUUAUGGAACGAUCAUCAGUUUCUCCAUGUUUUUCCGAGAACAAGAAGAAUUCUGA